AAGAAGAAGAGGUGGACAAGAUGAUGGAGCAGAAGAUGAAGGAGGAGCAGGAGAGGAGGAGGAAGAAGGAGAUGGAGGAGCGCAUGUCCCUGGAGGAGACGAAGGAGCAGAUCCUGAAGCUGCAGGAGAAGCUUCAAGCUCUGCAGGAGGAGAAACACCAGCUUUUCCUCCAGCUGAAGAAGGUUCUGCACGAGGAGGAGAAGCGCCGUCGCAAGGAGCAAAGCGAUAUGACCACCUUGGCAGCUGCCGCCUAUCAGCAGGGCAUGGCUGUGCACGCUGGGACCCACAUCCUCAACAUGCAAGGGAGUCCAGGUGGCCAUAACCGGGCUGGGACCCUCAUCUCAGCUGACCGAGCCAAGCAGAUGUUUGGACCUCCUGUUAUCACGACGCGGCACUUUGCUACCCAACCAGCUUUCCCGGCUGGCACCCCGGAACAUGGGCAGUACCAGGGCAGCCAGGCUGGGCACAGCCCCUAUGCCGUGGGCCAGAGCCAGCACACGGUGCCCGUCAGCUAUGCCAGCAGUCAGUCAAUCCGAGGCCCAUCUGCUUUCUCCACCAUGCAGUAUUUGUCUCAGCAGCAACCGGGUUAUGCAAUCCAUGGUCACUUCCCUGCUGCUCAGGCAGGGUUCAUUCCUCCAAGCACCACCAUCCCUCUUCAGAAGCAGUUGGAACACGCUAAUCAGCAGUCUGGAUUUUCUGAUUCGUCAACCCUUCGUCCGAUGCACCCCCAGGCCCUCCAUCCGAACCAGGGGCUCCUACAAGCCUCUCAGCUCCCCGUCCAAAUGCAGACCACCGCCAAGCCCAGUUUGGCCUACACUCACACGGCCCGGCCUGCUUCUCCUGGUAGCUUCCCGCAGCAGCCUCACACGUCUGGCUUCCAGGCUUCUCCGCAGCCAGCACCCCGGCAUCCUUUUAUACAGCACCCGCAGGGUCAGCGUUUCUACCACAAGUGAGCACCGGUGGGUGGACCCCAGUGGUUGCUUCAGCAUCCCACCCGAUCCCCAUCGUGCCCAAGGAAGAACGGUCUUGGAUGACUGGAUGCAUGGGACUACUUCUGUUCCCG
This is a messenger RNA of Python bivittatus (Burmese python), 1063 nucleotides long. The record is from RefSeq and is a predicted model, not a curated record. NCBI's taxonomy places the organism in Eukaryota, Metazoa, Chordata, Lepidosauria, Squamata, Pythonidae.